Molecule: messenger RNA, 960 nt
Organism: Trichoplax adhaerens
Lineage: Eukaryota; Metazoa; Placozoa; Uniplacotomia; Trichoplacea; Trichoplacidae
Exons: 7
Coding region: 1-960 (319 amino acids)
Biological process (GO): transcription initiation at mitochondrial promoter; rRNA methylation
Cellular component (GO): mitochondrial matrix
Molecular function (GO): rRNA (adenine-N6,N6-)-dimethyltransferase activity; mitochondrial transcription factor activity
Source: RefSeq, a predicted model, not a curated record
AUGAUACGACUUCCACCCUUACCUACUAUUCGCGAUCUCAUAAAGUUGCAUAAUUUAUCUGCAAGUAAACAAUUAAGCCAGAAUUUCUUACUCAACUCCAAUAUAACCAAUAAGAUCGUACUGCUAGAUGGAGGAGUAGAGAAUCAUCAAGUAUGUGAGGUUGGUGCUGGUCCUGGAUGCCUCACCCGAUCAAUAAUAGCUGGCGGAGCUUCUAAGAUCGUUGCUGUAGAAAAAGAUCGCCGAUUUCUUCCAGCUCUUGAUAUUUUAGCAAACGCCGUAGAUGGUCGUAUGGUUAUUGUAUACGCAGAUAUUUUAAAUUAUGAAAUGAUAAAAGCUUUUGAUCCCGUCGAUAAGAAAGCAUGGAAUGAUGAAUCUCCAAAGAUGAAAAUUAUUGGAAAUUUGCCUUUUAGCAUUUCUACGCCUUUAUUAAUUCAGUGGCUGAAUCUAAUCAGUCAAAAUGCUGGACCUUUCUCUUUAGGCAGAAUUAAAAUGACACUUACCUUCCAGGAAGAAGUAGCUCAGAGAAUACUUGCGGAACCGAAAACAUCACAGCGCAGUCGAUUGUCCAUCAUGACCCAAAAUUAUUGCCAUGUUAAACCGGGUUUUCUUAUCAAAGGGUCUUCGUUUGUGCCUGCACCUAAGGUGAACUCCGUUGUACUCACUUUUACGCCGAGAAUUACCCCAUUAAUUGACAUAGACUUUACCACGCUCGAAGUUAUUGCAAAAUCUUUAUUUAGACAUCGUAGAAAAUUUGUAAUCAAAGGCACUAAGUACUUAUUUCCAACUGAUGUAGACCUUUCUCUGAAAUUAUUUGAAGAGGCAGAUGUGGAUUGGAAAUUGCGGCCACAGCAACUGAGUACGGAAGAAAUUCAGAGACUUUGUGCUGCAUAUAAAAAAGUUCUAUUGGAUCAUCAACUCGAUCUGAGCGACGCCAUGAUUGUAAAAGAAACCAAUAAAUAG